GAAGAUGAGGCUAUAGCUUUAUACCAUCAGAGAUCUGCUGCAGCCUCACAGAAGGCCGUCUGAGCGGCGGGCGCUCGUGCGCGGAGUGACGCGUAACGGCGGCUUCCAUUGGCUGGCGCGCGUGUCAGUCAGGGCGGAUCGGGGGAGGUGGCGGUGGAGGUGAAGUGUUGACAGCGGUUCAGAGGGCAACAACAGCAGCGGCUGCCGCGGAUGUCCGCCUCCGUGCAGGGAGAGGCCGUGAGUCGGGCGUUCAUGGAGAGCUGAACCCGUCCUAACGAUGCUCGUGUCCCCGGUACCGCGGUUCCUGCUCUGCGUGGGCCUCUGGGUCGGAUUGUGUGGAGCUGCACCCCGCAUCAGUCCCGACGAUGCGCCGCCGAUCUCCGCGGCGCCUGGAUCAGACCCCGGAGCCCGGGAGAGCCUGCCUGGUUCCGAUCCCGGGAGCAGGAUCUCCCCGCUAAGCGGACUCGCUUCGAGCCCGGACCCGAAAUCUGCAACAACCAGCAUCGCCGUCCCCGAGGCCGGAGUAAUCCCAGCCCCGAAGGAGCGGAGGACCGGAGCGCGCCGGAGAUCGGCGGAUGCUCCGGCGGCUCUGUUCAGCCCGUUUAAGGCGCUGCAGACCGGAACCGGACUGACCAUGGUCUCCGAGCGCACCGCCAACGACGCCUGGGCUGCGGACAACGGCGGGGCCCCCGUCACCGCGGCGGAGAGCAGACAAGACCGCACGUGUAACUGCAGCAACGGCAGCGAGGGCACCUACGACCCGGAGGACUGCGACCCGAUCACGGGUCAGUGUCCCUGCUUGAGUUUCGAUACUGGGCUGCAGUGCGAGGACUGCGAAGAAGGCUUCUUCACCAACGGCACGAGCGGCUGCCUGGCCUGCAACUGCGACUCCAUCGGGGCUGUGACUCACCUCUGUGACAGCUCAGGGAUGUGCGAGUGUAAAACGGGGGUGUACGGUCCAAAGUGCGACGAUUGCCACCCGGGGUUCUUCCGCUUCAGCAUCACCGGCUGCCAACCCUGUCAGUGCAACAACCACACCAACAACUGCCACCCACAGUCAGGUUGGUGUCUGCUCUGUGAGGGAAACACCCAGGGGCCCAACUGUGAAGACUGCAGGCCCGGUUUCUACCGCCGGCCCGGUGCCGCCCUCAGCGAAGCCUGCUUACCCUGCCCCUGCUCCAACUCCACCUCCAACGGCACCUGUCACAGCGACCCCAGCGGCGCCACAGUGUGUGAUGCCUGCCUCCCCCCCUACAGCGGCCCUCACUGCGACAGGUGCGCUCCUGGCUUUUACAACAAUUCUAGGACGUGUGUCCCGUGUAACUGCAGCGGCAACGCAGACCCCCGGGGCCCAGCCCAGGUCUGCGACCCCGAGACCGGUCGCUGUCUACGCUGCACCAACAACACCACCGGGCCCCACUGCCAAUUCUGUGCCCCCGGAUGGGAGGGGGACGCCCGCACACACAGCUGCACCCGUUCAGUUCUGCGCCUCCUCCCCACCCCAUCAAUCACAGCCGAGGUCCCUACUGCCGGCGCCACCUCCCCCUCCCCUUCCGUCACCCCCACCACGGACAGAGCCGUCCCAGACUCCAGGUCAGGCGCUGACACCAGCACCACCCCCCAGGCCCUGCUGACCAGCCUGAGGAGCCCUGCCGACAACACCACCGCCGCGCUGACCGAGGUGUCCUGGACGCAGUUCAACAUCAUCAUCCUGGCCGUCAUCAUCCUCGUGGUUCUGCUGCUGCUUGGCUUUGUGGGUGGGGUGUACACCUAUCGGGAGUACCAGAACCGCAAGCUCAACGCCCCCUUCUGGACCAUUGAGCUGAAGGAGGACAACAUCAGCUUCAGCAGCUACCACGACAGCAUCCCCAACGCCGACGUGUCCGGCCUGCUGGAGGACGAGGCCGCAGAGGUGGCCCCCAACGGCCAGCUUGCCCUCACCACACAAGGAAACUGCUACAAGGCCUAGCCCCCACUGACGCCCAGAUCAGACAGGUGGAUUCCCCCAGGACCCAGAUCUGCUGGAUCAGAGCUGCUUGGCGGUCCGGCCGAUAUGAUCAAAGAUCAGGAGACAUUCGUCCUCUUCAUGUGAUUUCUGUCAAACUGUGACGAAGGAUCCAAAGAAGCGGGGAGCUGAGCCAGCAGAGGGCGCCGCUGCUCAAAUCAUGGCGGCUCAGACUCCCUGGGGCAUUUGACCUGUUCAGACAUUUGACUUUGAUCAGCUGAUCCUGAGCUGAGACAAUGAUUGUUAUUUAAAUGAAUUUUUAUUCUGUUAUUUAUUUGGUCUCUGCAGAGAUGCUGCACACGGAGCCUGUUUUCUCCCGCGUCUGAUGAAUGAGCCAGUUUGCUUUCUAGUCCAGUUUGUGUGCUGGGGGGAGGGGGUGUUCAGUCGGGCACCUGCUGGCACGAAGGGUCGUGACAUCUCUGCUGCUUCCGGUCACCUGUAGUGCUUACCGCGGCAGGCGGACCUCAGGAAAUCCCAUCCCUGUGAUUAAAGGUUGUGAAAUCUAAUCUGCUCUCCGCUGCCUACCUCAGCACAACAAAGCGCUCUCGUCAAAGCUCAAACGGGUGUGGGGGGGUUAAGUGACUCUCAUGAUGAGACUGUUUUAUCUGCCGAGCGUAAACACUAUUGCAUUGUUGGGGCCAUUGUUAUGGAGACCGCUGAGGCUUGGCGAGAGGGGCAGGAGUCCCGGUCUGGAGUCCAGGGGCGGUUCCAGCUUCCUAUGCGUCAAUUGGACCACUGCUUCCUGGGUGUGCUUCUUCCUUUUCUAGUGUAUGAUUGAAAUCGGCUACCAUGACUCCUCAGGUACUGGCCCCUCCCCCCUGGUGUGACCACUGUAAAUAUUAUUCUGGUUGAUGUACAGGUGAAUGUGAAUAGCACUGUCAUUGUACUGUCAUUGGUUUGACUGUGUGUGCACUGUCACUCAGCAGGCUGCACCCUCAAGAGGGUGGGGCUGCACCCCAGCUUUUUUUUUUGUUUUUGUUCCCAUUCUGCCAGAAUUGCAGCGCAAGAAUUCACAUUCAUAACGACCACAACUCUGAGCUGCACUCUCCAAUAAAACCGAGUUUGACUCUA
Oryzias melastigma (Indian medaka) is the source of this 3076-nucleotide messenger RNA. Its product is annotated as multiple epidermal growth factor-like domains protein 9. The record is from RefSeq and is a predicted model, not a curated record. Lineage: Eukaryota; Metazoa; Chordata; Actinopteri; Beloniformes; Adrianichthyidae. Gene Ontology annotation, biological process: axon guidance. The coding region runs from base 278 to 1969 and encodes 563 amino acids. The transcript is spliced from 6 exons. Gene Ontology annotation, molecular function: extracellular matrix structural constituent. Gene Ontology annotation, cellular component: basement membrane.